This is a messenger RNA of Eimeria maxima, 321 nucleotides long. RefSeq lists its product as hypothetical. The transcript has a single exon. The record is from RefSeq and is a predicted model, not a curated record. The annotation marks the transcript as partial. NCBI's taxonomy places the organism in Eukaryota, Apicomplexa, Conoidasida, Eucoccidiorida, Eimeriidae.
GCUCGUCGUACAGAGGAGUACGUAAAAAUAGCAUUAGAGGGCGUAGGUAAAUUAAGAGCAAAGAUGCAACAAGAGGGAGGAGUAGAUUUCUUAACUCGUCUUAAUAUAGAUACAACGGAUACGCAGCAGCAGCAGCAGCAGCAGCAGCAGCAAGGGCAGCAGCAGCAGGAAAAAAGGGAGGAUAAAUAUGAUGGAGGGGCCCCUGAUGGGUACCCAGGAGGAGGGAUAUCUAAUAAUAAUCCUUAUGCAGGGAAAAGAGGUAAAAUACAAGGAGGGGGCCCCCUUAUUGAUGGGGAAGAAAGGACUGUUAGUCCCCUCUAA